GGAAAGCAAGCAAUUUGGCCAAGCAGCCAAGCCUCUUCUUGCUAUCUUCAAGCUUUCUCUCCCAUUCAAAAUGCAGUUCUUAUCUAUCCUUGCGUUGACCGCAUCGCUCGCCGCAUCUGUGAUCGCGGCCCCGGCUGCUCCAGCCAUCACUCCUGCCCCCAAAGCGGGAGUCGUUAAGCGAGCCACCUCUUGCACCUUCUCAGGGUCGACUGGUGCCGCAUCUGCUUCCAAAUCACAGACUGCCUGCUCCACCAUUGUCUUGAACAAUGUUGCUGUCCCGUCUGGCACAACGCUUGAUCUCUCCGGGCUUGCCGAUGACACCACUGUCGUCUUCCAGGGGACCACCACCUGGGGUUAUUCGGAAUGGGCCGGUCCUCUACUGAAUAUUGGCGGUAACAAGAUUACGGUCAAGGCUGCCUCUGGCGCGGUCCUCAGCCCCGAUGGCGCUCGUUGGUGGGACGGUCUGGGCGACAAAGGCAAGGUCAAGCCCAAGUUCCUUUAUCUCCACAGUCUCACUUCCUCUACCGUCACUGGCCUGUCCAUCUUGAACACGCCUCAUCAGGCUGUCAGUAUUGCUGGCUGCGAUGGACUGACCGUCACCGACAUGACCAUCGACGACUCCGAUGGUGACACUGGCAGUCUUGGUCACAACACUGACGGCUUUGACAUCGGCUCCAGCAACAACGUUAUCAUCGAUGGCGCCAAGGUCUAUAACCAGGACGACUGCGUUGCUGUCAACUCCGGAACCAGCAUCACUUUCCAGAAUGGUCUUUGCUCCGGCGGUCACGGUCUAUCUAUCGGCUCUGUCGGUGGCCGCGAUGAUAACACUGUCGACACUGUCACCUUCUCCAACAACAUCAUUCAGAAUUCAGUCAAUGGUAUCCGCGUCAAAGCCUCCGUCGGUGACACUGGAUCGAUCAACAAGGUGACUUACAAUACGAUCACUCUCAAGAAUAUCUCUAAGUACGGUGCUCUUAUCGAGCAGAACUACGACGGCGGCGAUCUGAAGGGCACAGCCGGCACCGGUAUCCCCAUUACCAACUUGGUUGUCAAAAACAUCUCCGGCACCGGCGCUGUCUCCAGCUCCGGUUUUGAUGUUGUUGUGACCUGCGGAAGCAGCUCAUCAUGCACUGGCUGGACUUGGUCGAACGUCGCAAUUACUGGUGGCACGACUUACGGCAGCUGCACCAACGUUCCCAGCGUCACCAAGUGCUCUUAAAGAUGGGGUGCGUAGCGAUGUUGAGGAGGACCCAGGAUGGCCUUGACGAGUAUAUGUGCAGGUGCACGACAAGGAUGAAAUUCGCUUC
Didymella exigua CBS 183.55 is the source of this 1307-nucleotide messenger RNA. RefSeq names its product glycoside hydrolase family 28 protein. Gene Ontology annotation, cellular component: extracellular region. Gene Ontology annotation, biological process: pectin catabolic process. Gene Ontology annotation, molecular function: polygalacturonase activity. The transcript is spliced from 4 exons. Bases 71 to 1219 code for a protein of 382 amino acids. Lineage: Eukaryota; Fungi; Ascomycota; Dothideomycetes; Pleosporales; Didymellaceae. The record is from RefSeq and is a predicted model, not a curated record.